AUGGCACCAGGUGUUGGCAUGGGUACUCCUAUCGCAACCCAGAGGGGCAUGGGAAGUGUUUUAGUGGUAGCUGCCUGGCAUGCGUGGUGUCUGUUCCUUGAAGCAAAGACUCUAGACGCCUACCUGCUCCAGGAGCACAGGCAGAAACAGUUACCAGACUACCCGCUUUUCUUUGGAAACAAUAACAACUACAUGAACAUGGCAGAGGCAAAUAAUGCGUUUCUUGCUGCAAAUGAGCAGACGUUCCAUACGCCGAGCCUUGGGGAUGAGGAGUUCGAAAUCCCACCCAUUACCCCCCCGCCUGAGUCAGACCCUGCACUGGGCAUGGCAGAUAUACUUCUGCCCUUUCAGGGCCUUGGUGACCAGCUGCCUGCACAAGCAAAUGAAUUUACACCUCAGUUUCCCCCCCAGAGCUUGGAUCUUCCCUCUAUUACAAUAUCCCGAAAUCUUGUGGAGCAAGACGGCAUCAUCCACAGCAAUGCAUUACAUAUGGAUCAGAGUCACACACAAGUUUCCCAGUACCGCCAGGAUCACUCCCUGAUUAUGAGAUCUAUUGUCCAUAUGACUGAUGCUGCUCAUUCGGGAAUUAUGCCUCCUUCUCAGCUAACCACCAUUAACCAGUCUCAGCUAAGUGCGCAGCUGGGGCUAAAUUUAGGAGGCACUAAUUUGCCACACACUUCUCCCUCCCCUCCUGCCAGCAAAUCAGCCACUCCUUCCCCAUCCAGCUCUAUAAAUGAAGAAGAUGCAGAUGAAUCAAAUAGAGCUACUGGAGAAAAAAGAGCUGCCCCAGAUUCUGGCAAGAAGCCCAAGACUCCAAAGAAGAAGAAAAAGAAAGACCCAAAUGAGCCACAAAAGCCAGUGUCAGCAUACGCCCUUUUCUUCAGAGAUACACAAGCUGCAAUUAAAGGGCAGAACCCGAAUGCUACAUUUGGAGAGGUUUCAAAAAUAGUGGCAUCUAUGUGGGACAGUUUAGGAGAAGAACAAAAACAGGUAUACAAAAGAAAAACUGAAGCUGCCAAAAAAGAGUACCUAAAGGCACUUGCUGCCUAUAGAGCAAGCCUCGUUUCUAAGGCUGCUGCAGAAUCUGCUGAGGCCCAGACAAUUCGUUCUGUUCAGCAAACACUGGCAUCUACAAAUUUGUCUUCCUCCCUUAUUCUGAAUACUUCUCUUUCUCAACACCCGACAGUAUCGGCAUCUCCCCAAACUCUUCAACAGCCCCUUCCCAGGGCAAUUGCUCCAAAACCUUUAACCAUGAGACUGCCCAUGAAUCAGAUUGUAGCUUCUGUCACCGUUGCACCAAACAUGCCAACAAACAUUGCAGCUCCAUUGAUGAGCUCUAUGGGAACAAAUAUGGUGGCAACGCCAUCUUCAUCUCAAGUAAGUCCCUCAAUGCAAAGCCAGCAGCACCAGAUACAGCAGCUGCAGCAGCAACAGAUGCAGCAGAUGCAACAGCAGCAACUACACCAGCAUCAAAUGCAUCAGCAAAUACAGCAACAAAUGCAACAGCAGCAUUUUCAGCACCACAUGCAACAACAUUUGCAGCAGCAGCAGCAGCAUCUUCAGCAGCAAAUUAAUCAACAGCAAAUGCAACAGCAACUGCAGCACAUACAGCUUCAGCAAAUGCAGCAGCAGCAAAUGCAGCAUAUGCAACACCAGUCACAGCCUUCUCCUCAGCAGCAUUCUCCGGGAGCCUCUCAGAUCACUUCUCCCAUCCCUGCCAUUGGGAGCCCUCAGCCAGCACCUCAGCAGCACCAGUCACAAAUACAAUCUCAGACACAGACUCAAGUAUUAUCGCAGGUCAGUAUUUUCUGAAGAUAAAUGAUCUUGCAACAUGGCUUUGUGUUGAUGGAGGGGGUAGGGGUAAACCAUAUUUGGCUGAAAACUGUAAAUUGUUGAUGGUAGUUAUGCAGGGAUGCAUAACAGAUCAAAUGAUCCUCUAAAGUGUCUAUUAGAUAGGCAAUAAAGAACUACAAUGUAGCUGUGUAUCAUCUUUUAGCUGACUAUAAAUCAUUUUGUUUUUUAAAAAAAAAAAAAAGCUGUGCUCUUUUUCAUGUGAUGCCUUUUUAAUUUAUUUAAGCUUUACCUACAAUAUGUGAAUCAAAUGGCCUAAUAAAUACCUGGAUCUUAUGACUGCAAAAUGGCCUUUCAGAGUUAUAUGAUAUAACCCUUCUUUCUCUAAAAGUGAAUAAUGCACUUCAAGGCAGUAUGAACUCAUGAAGCCCUUAAAGCACAGUUGUAACUACCUGUAAAAUGAUGAUUGGAUUUCAUACAAUCAUACUUGUAUGACAUGAGUUAGUUGAUGGCAUUUUUUGUCAUGAAAAAAUAGAGUAAAUCACAGAUUUUUGCCAAAGCUCUUAAUUUUUUUUUUUCUCUCCUAAAUGUCUUCAGAAAAACAAAUGCAAGAAACUGAACUUAAAUGUUUCGCCCAACCUUUCACUUCAUUUCUCCAAAUAAACCUACCAUGGUUUGUAAGAAAAUAUAUAUAUUGACAUUUACCCUUUUACGUUAAUUCCAGUUACGGAACAAAUGUGAAUAUUAUAUUCUGUGUCGAAGUGAUGAGUUUCAGAUUUAAUACACUGUAUUUUUAAAAGGGAAAUGCACUUAAAUAAAACUGUUAUUACAGAACGCUAAGAUGAAAAAUGCAAGAGUUUUUAAUACGCUGUAAAACCAGUAGAAUAUUUAAAUGAAACUCCACAACCGAAUAAUCAAUGUAAAUAUUUUCUUUAAAAGUUGUAAGUUUUCAUAUCAUGUGUUGUAAAGUUUUCAUAAAUGAGGCUUUAAUGUAAACACUGGUAACAUGAAUUAUUAAUUGCUACAUUGCUUAUUGUGUUUUUAUGCUGUUUUAUACUUUUUUAUGAGUUAUGAUAGCAGCAAUUAAGUUGUUUGUAUUUUGCUUAUCUAAAAUAAAUGCUUUUAUCUUGCUAUAGAAUAAACACAU
This is a messenger RNA of Cariama cristata (Red-legged seriema), 2938 nucleotides long. RefSeq names its product TOX high mobility group box family member 3 (gene TOX3). Bases 1 to 1812 code for a protein of 603 amino acids. Gene Ontology annotation, cellular component: nucleus. The record is from RefSeq and is a predicted model, not a curated record. The transcript is spliced from 8 exons. Gene Ontology annotation, biological process: regulation of transcription by RNA polymerase II. Lineage: Eukaryota; Metazoa; Chordata; Aves; Cariamiformes; Cariamidae. Gene Ontology annotation, molecular function: chromatin DNA binding.